AUCUCCCAGUGGCAGGCCCUUCGAUAAAAUCAGGAACUUGCGCUGGCCCUGCAAUGUCAAGGGAGGGGGCUCACCCAGGGCUCCUGUAGCUCAUGGGGCAGGCCUGAGCCCUGCGCCCGCCCUGAGUUCGUCCCAGCCCCUGACGGGGCGCCCCAUCCUGAGGGGCUCCGCACUGGCCCCCACCGAAGCAGGGGACCUGACCGGCUAGGAGAUCGGCUGGAUGUUACAGGCGUGCAAAAUGGAAGGGUUUCCCCUCGUCCCCCCUCAGCCAUCGGAAGACCUGGUUCCCUAUGACACGGACCUGUACCAACGCCAGACGCACGAAUACUACCCCUAUCUCAGCAGUGAUGGAGAAAGCCACAGCGACCAUUACUGGGACUUUCACCCGCACCACGUGCACAGCGAGUUCGAGAGCUUCACCGAGAACCACUUCACGGAGCUGCAGAGCGUGCAGCCCCCCCAGCUGCAGCAGCUCUACCGCCACAUGGAGCUGGAGCAGAUGCACGUGCUCGACACCCCCAUGGCGCCGACCCACGCGGGCAUCGGCCACCAGGUCUCCUACCUACCCCGGAUGUGCCUCCCAUACCCCUCCUUGUCCCCGGCACAGCCUAGCUCGGAUGAGGAGGAGGGCGAGAGGCAGAGCCCCCCGCUGGAGGUGUCUGACGGGGAGGCUGAUGGCCUGGAGCCAGGGCCUGGCCUCCUGCAUGGGGAAACAGGCAGCAAAAAGAAGAUCCGCCUGUACCAGUUCCUGCUCGACCUGCUCCGCAGCGGGGACAUGAAGGACAGCAUCUGGUGGGUGGACAAGGACAAGGGCACCUUCCAGUUCUCGUCCAAGCACAAGGAGGCGCUGGCACACCGCUGGGGCAUCCAGAAGGGAAACCGCAAGAAAAUGACCUACCAGAAGAUGGCCCGCGCCCUGCGCAACUAUGGCAAGACGGGUGAGGUCAAGAAGGUCAAGAAAAAGCUCACCUACCAGUUCAGCGGGGAGGUGCUGGGCCGCGGGAGCCUGGCCGAGCGGCGCCACCCGCCCCACUGAGCCCAGGCCCACAGAACCCGCUGGGCCCGCCAGGCCUCCCCGCUGGCCAUAGCAUUAACCCCUCGCCCGGCCCGGACACAGGGAGGCAAGCUCCCAGGGGCCAGGGGCAGGACUGUGGCGGGCCGGGCCUUGACUCACCCGUCCACUCCCUCCUCCAAGCCCGCUACCCACGGCCUCUCCUCACCUCCCACCAGGACUCCAGCCCCAGCUCCAGGGGGCCACCUGGGCGUCUGACCGCAGCCAAGGGUCAGCCUUGCUUAGUACAACCUGGGGUGCUUCCUUGGGAGUUCAAAGUCAUCAGAUUUGUAUAAAUUGAACCCUCCUUCUUAAGCGUCUCUCCCUUCCCACACCUCUCCCUCGUUAGCUUCCUCAAGGAACAGUUAUUAAAGUUAUUCUCAGUGA
Prionailurus viverrinus (fishing cat) is the source of this 1438-nucleotide messenger RNA. RefSeq names its product Spi-1 proto-oncogene (gene SPI1). Lineage: Eukaryota; Metazoa; Chordata; Mammalia; Carnivora; Felidae. Gene Ontology annotation, molecular function: DNA-binding transcription factor activity, RNA polymerase II-specific; sequence-specific DNA binding. The transcript has 5 exons. Gene Ontology annotation, biological process: cell differentiation; regulation of transcription by RNA polymerase II. The record is from RefSeq and is a predicted model, not a curated record. The coding region runs from base 221 to 1036 and encodes 271 amino acids. Gene Ontology annotation, cellular component: nucleus.